This is a messenger RNA of Punctularia strigosozonata HHB-11173 SS5, 180 nucleotides long. RefSeq lists its product as uncharacterized. The annotation marks the transcript as partial. Lineage: Eukaryota; Fungi; Basidiomycota; Agaricomycetes; Corticiales; Punctulariaceae. Gene Ontology annotation, cellular component: nucleus. Gene Ontology annotation, molecular function: DNA-binding transcription factor activity, RNA polymerase II-specific; RNA polymerase II cis-regulatory region sequence-specific DNA binding. The record is from RefSeq and is a predicted model, not a curated record. Gene Ontology annotation, biological process: regulation of transcription by RNA polymerase II. The transcript has a single exon.
GGUCACAUCCGAUCUCAUAACGACGAAAGGCCAUUCCCCUGCGAAUACCCGCCUUGCGACAAGAGCUUCAGUCGGAAAUCCGACCGCAAGCGUCACCAGGAGACCGUGCACCAGUCGCUCCAACUCAAGUGCGAGAAAUGCGAUGGCGGCUUCUCUCGGAAAGACGCCUUGAGCAAACAC